GCCCGUUCCGGGGCGGGGCCGCUCGGGGCCGCCGGGGCCGGGCGCGGCGGAGCCGGGUGCCCGGCGGCUGUGUGGGUGCUGAGCCCCCCACUUGGCCCCAGAGAUGCUGCCGGCCGUCUUCCUCCUCCUCCUCCUCCUCCUCCUCCUCCUCCUUGGGGGGACAGGGGGGUUGGCGCUGUCCUUCCCCCGGGACCUGGUGGCCCGCAGCACCGUGGGGCUGGCAGGCACCGCCGCCUACCCCCGCUUCAGCGGCCUCCGGGGCGACAACGUCACGGCCCAGCUCGGCCUCGACUUCCAGCGCAUGCUGCGGCUCAAUGGCACCCUCUUCGUGGCCGCCCGGGACCACGUUUACGCCUUCGACCUGGGGCAGGACAAGCGGACGCUGUACCCCGAGCGGCAGCAUCUCACCUGGGAGACGCGGGACCGGGAGAACUGCGCCAUGCGGGGCAAGCUGCAGGACGAGUGCUACAACUACAUCAAGGUGCUGGUGCCGCGGGACGCCCGGACCCUCUUCGCCUGCGGGACCAACGCCUUCAACCCCCUGUGCCGCACCUACGAGGUGGGCAGCCUGACGCAGGAGGGCGAGGAGGUGAGCGGCCAGGCCCGGUGCCCCUUCGACGCCAAGCAGAGCAACGUCGCCCUCUUCGCUGACGGCAGCCUGUACUCGGCCACGGUGGCCGACUUCCAGGCGAGCGACGCGGUGAUCUACCGGAGCCUGGGCGAGGGCGGCCCCCCCCUGCGCACCCUCAAGUACAGCUCCCGCUGGCUCCAGGAGCCCCACUUCGUGCAGGCCCUGCCCUACGGCCCCUACGUCUACUUCUUCUUCCGGGAGAUCGCCGUGGAGCUCAGCGCCCUGGGCAAGGUGGCAGUGGCACGGGUGGCACGGGUGUGCCGCAACGACCGCGGGGGCUCGCCGCGGGUGCUGGAGCGCCGCUGGACCUCCUUCCUCAAGGCCCGGCUCAACUGCUCGGUGCCGGGCGAUGCCGUCUUCUACUUCGACGUGCUGGAGGCCGUGACGCCCCCCCGGCGCCUGCACGGGCGCCCCGCCAUCCUCGCCCUCUUCGGCACCCAGCGCAACAGCAUCCCUGGCUCUGCCGUCUGCGCCUUCUACCUGGCCGACGUGGAGCGGGCGUUCGAGGGGCGCUUCCAGGAGCAGCGGGGCUCCGACGGCGCCUGGACCCCCGUGCCCGAGGAGCGGGUGCCGCGGCCCAGGCCGGGGUGCUGCGCGGGCGCGGGUUCGGCGGCGGCGUUUGGCAGCUCCAGCGACUUCCCCGACGAGACGCUGGCCUUCGCCAAGGCCCACCCGCUGCUGCGCGACGCCGUGGCCCCCGCCACCGGCCGGCCCCUCUUCACCCGCACCGGCAGCAGGCUGACGCAGCUGGCGGUGGACGCGGGCGCGGGGCCGCGAGGGAACCACACCGUGCUCUUCCUGGGCGCCGAGGACGGGCGGGUGCUGAAGGUGCUCGCGGCGGCACGGGACCCCGGGGACACCCAGGAGCCCAGUGACACCCGGGACCCCAAGGACACCCAGGAGCCCAGCUCCGAGGCGCUGCUGCUGGAGGAGAUCAGCCUCUACGACCCCGGGCGGUGCCGGGGGCCGCGGGGUGCCAGCCGGGUGCUGGGCCUGGAGCUGCACCCGCCAGGCCGGGAGCUGUACGUGGCCUUCGCCGGGUGCCUGGUGCGCCUGCCCCUGAGCCGCUGCGCCCGGCACGGCGCCUGCCGCAGGAGCUGCCUGGCCGCCCGCGACCCCUAUUGCGUGUGGCUGCCGGCCGGCGGCUGUGUCCCCUUCUCCGAGGACCUCCCGUCGGGCUUCGAGCAGGAUGUGGACGGAGCCCCUGGGCUCACAGGGACCUGCCAAGACAUGCCGACCACAGGGGACGGGAAUGGGGACGGGGACGGGGACGGGGACUUGGCCCACGGGGUGAGGCAGGACUCGCCGGGCGCCUCGGUGCCGCUGCCGGUGCUGGCGGGCUGCGUGCUGGGCGCCUUCGUGCUGGGCGCCCUGGCCGCCGGGCUGCUGGCUACCUGCUACCGGGGCCCCGCAGCACCCAAGGGUGCCGAGACCCCCCCGGUGCUCCCCGCCAGCCUCUGCCACGCGCCCGAGACACCCCCGCCGCCCGUCCCCCGCCUCUACCCCCCGCUGCCACCCCGCCACGGGGACCCCGGCGUCCGGGAGCAGCACCCGGAGCUGGCGCAGCUGCCCACCCCCGAGGCCACCCCGGAGCCGCCGGCCAAGACGCCCCGGGAGCGCGGCCAUGGCACCCCGGGGUGCCCCCCGGCCCCCACGCUGGCGGCCCCCCCCAAGGUCACCCUGGACGAGCUGCUGCAGCGGCUGCACGGGCCGGGCGGCUCGGGGGGGUGGCCGGUGGCCCCCAGCCCGCCGGGGGGGGCCGGCUCCUUCGGGAAGCGGGUGCAGCCGGACGCCCCGUAUUUCGGCGUGCGCCGCUUCGACGUGCCCCCCGACAGCCCGCCGCGGCGGCGGCCGCUGGCACAGAGACACUCACUGGGGGGGCCACCCGCCGGCCCCCCCGGCCUGGCACGGGGGCUCACCCGCAUGCAUUCGGCGGGGGCCAGCGGGGGGCUGGCGCGGGCCCCCCGGCACGGCGCCCUCGAGCGCUCGCUCUCCGCCAAGCCCCAGCUGCUGCCCAAACCCCUACUGGUCCCCUCGGCCCCGGGGAGGCCCUGAGCCACCCCGGGGACACGGGGACGUCCUCGUCCCCCCACCCAGGACAGGGCCUCGGAGGUGGCAUCCAAGGAUGGGGGGCCCCGAGCUGCUCUUGUCUCCCAGCUCUGGGUGAUGGGGGUCCCCGUGUUCCCCUAUCCAGGCGCUGGGUGAUCAGGUCCCCAUGUCCCCAAGCUGUCCCCAACUCCUUGCCCCAGGUGACCGGGUCCCCAUGUCCCCAAGCUGCCCCAGGCUCCCUGCCCUGGGUCAUGGGGGUCCCCAUGUUCCUGAGCCACCCCCAUCUCCCUGGGUGACAGGGUCCCCGUGUCCCCAGCUGCCCAUGUCUCCCAACCCCACGUGGUGGGGUCCCUGUGUCCCUGGCCAGCCCUGUCCCCUGCCUCACGUGACAAGAGUCCCUGCGUCCCUGACCACCCCCUCUCCCUGCCCCAGGUCACGGAGGUCCCUGUGUCCCCAAGCCACCCUGGUCUCCCAGCCCCUGGUGACAGGGUACUCGUUUCCCAAGUCACCCUCAUGUCCCAGCCCUGGGUGACAGGAUCCCCGUGUCCCUGGCCACCAUCAUGUCCCAGCCCCUGGUGACGGGGGUCCCCGUGUCCCUGGCCACCAUCAUGUCCCAGCCACUGGUGACAGGAGUGAUGGGGUCCCUGUGUCCCUGGCCAUCCACAUCCCAGUCCCAGGUUUCGGGGUCCCCGUCCGUCCCCAGCUCCCCCAAGGGCUCUUUCCUUUCUAAUUUAUUUGCCGCUUUGGGGGCCGUUGAAGCCACCGACGCAGCGCAGCCCCUCGCCGAUGGCCGUGGCCACCUCGGGGCCAAGGGGGCCAGGGAAGGGCGCAGGGGGCUCACGCUGCCGGCACUCGGCUCGUCCUACCGUGUAGGACCGGGGCUCAGCCCCGUGCAGGGCCCCGGGCGCCCGCGGCAAUUACAUGGUUUUUCUGUG
Messenger RNA from Dromaius novaehollandiae (emu), 3615 nucleotides. RefSeq names its product semaphorin 6C (gene SEMA6C). NCBI's taxonomy places the organism in Eukaryota, Metazoa, Chordata, Aves, Casuariiformes, Dromaiidae. Gene Ontology annotation, cellular component: plasma membrane. Gene Ontology annotation, molecular function: semaphorin receptor binding; chemorepellent activity. Bases 104 to 2686 code for a protein of 860 amino acids. Gene Ontology annotation, biological process: negative regulation of axon extension involved in axon guidance; negative chemotaxis; positive regulation of cell migration. The record is from RefSeq and is a predicted model, not a curated record. The transcript is spliced from 18 exons.